AUGACAUACGAUACUAUCACAGUAGCCUACACCAGAAAUAACGCGCCUAGAGCUCAGAACUCACUUAGCUCCGCCGUUGGCGAUAUACUUGUGUCUUGGAAGGAUAUCGAGUCCAACUACCUGAAGAACAUCUUUCCUGACGAAAAUUCAUCACUAGGUAACCUUACAUUCCUCAUUGAAGAUAGUAAGAUGAACUUUGUUCCAAACACACUAGACGCAACUAUAAUGGUAGCAGAGGUGCAGUAUUUACUCAACGGUCAACUCAUGCCUACUACGUGA
This is a messenger RNA of Penicillium coprophilum, 279 nucleotides long. RefSeq lists its product as uncharacterized. NCBI's taxonomy places the organism in Eukaryota, Fungi, Ascomycota, Eurotiomycetes, Eurotiales, Aspergillaceae. The transcript is spliced from 2 exons. The coding region runs from base 1 to 279 and encodes 92 amino acids. The record is from RefSeq and is a predicted model, not a curated record.